Molecule: messenger RNA, 783 nt
Organism: Arthroderma uncinatum
Lineage: Eukaryota; Fungi; Ascomycota; Eurotiomycetes; Onygenales; Arthrodermataceae
Exons: 2
Coding region: 1-783 (260 amino acids)
Biological process (GO): regulation of transcription by RNA polymerase II
Cellular component (GO): core mediator complex; mediator complex
Molecular function (GO): transcription coregulator activity
Source: RefSeq, a predicted model, not a curated record
AUGGAAGACGGGGCUCAGCGAGGCGUCACCGCGGCGUUUCCUCCGCCGCCGCCGUUUUGGAAACAUUUUGGCCAGGGCAACCUGAGCAAGCUGGCGGAUGCAAAGCGUGAAGCGCGCCGUGGAGACGAUGGCGACGAGAAGGCAGCGAGCAAGGACUGGACGCCGGCCGAGCUGCGAGGGCUGGACGUGGCGCCAGAGCUGAGGUUUCUGAUACCGCCUGAGCCGCCUGUGACGGAUUAUGUGCUGUUUGGCGAAACGCAGCAGCUGUCACCCAACCCUCCCUCUCUGGGCGACCAAGGGAUAACCCAACUGUAUCCUUCCUCCUCACCUACGUCUGGACACGCCUAUCACCUUACCAAAAUCUCCAAGUCGCUACUGCUUAACUUCCUAGAGCUCACAGGCAUCCUCUCCAUCGCUCCGGAACACGCGGAGGAGAAGCUAGAGAUGAUUCGCACCCUAUUCAUCAACGCAUAUCAUCUGUUGAACCUGUACCGGCCACACCAGGCUCGGGAGUCACUGGGUGGCCUGAUCGAGCAGCGCAUCGAGCUGGCCAAGGAGGAGGUGAAGCAGAUGGAGGAGGUGGAGGGGAGAGUGGCCGGCUGGCUGGAGAUGGUGGGCAAGGAGGGAAAGGAGGGAGUAUCGGGCGACGAUGAGAUGCAGGUCGAGCGCGAGGCAGGUAGCGAGAAAAAGGGAGAGAGUAUAGCGCUUGGGGAGAAGGACAGAGAGGUUGCGGAGGCUCGGAUGAUGUGGAGGCUUCUCGAUGGGCUCGAGGAAGCCGGAUGA